Messenger RNA from Leishmania mexicana MHOM/GT/2001/U1103, 2688 nucleotides. RefSeq lists its product as hypothetical. The transcript has a single exon. Bases 1 to 2688 code for a protein of 895 amino acids. The record is from RefSeq and is a predicted model, not a curated record. Lineage: Eukaryota; Euglenozoa; Kinetoplastea; Trypanosomatida; Trypanosomatidae.
AUGCACAGGGCGUCCGCAUCAUCAUCAUCAGCAGCAGCAGUGCACGGCCGCAGUCAUCUUCGGCCGCUGGCGCGCCUCUUGUGCUGUGCCAGCCGCGUCCAUCGCACGCUGCGCGCGCUCGGGCUGACAAGCGAUGGCGACGACCCCGCGAGCGUGUCUCAGGCACUGGCGUGCUCGUGCGCUGCGGUCGGCGUGUUGCUGGUGCUUCUGGUGAUCAGCCUCGCCGCACUGGUGGUGGUGCUGGUCGUUGUGGUGCCUGAUGCGCGGCAGCAUCUUUCGUCGAGGAUGGGGCCACUGCUGGACCUCGACACCAAGCGAGGCGGCCACACCGCCGCGUCUGGCGCCUCUGCAGUUGAUCUCACGAUGCGUCGCCUGGUGGCCAGCGAGGGUCUCGAAGCGUUCUUGCGCGAGACCGACCGCGUGGCGGCGCUGCGUCGGCGUGUCCAGCGCAACGCGACGCUCUUGGCGGCACUGCGCAAGGCGAACGCGGCCCGUGGCAAGGACGGGGGGCACGGCUUGGACCUUGUCAGUCUUGCGCAGACGCUCCCGGAGCUGGAGUAUCUCUCUUUCCUGCUCGCUCAAGUAGGCGCUCAUGUUCGGGCGGUGCAGGAGCACGACCCGGUGAUGGGGCUUGUGGAGCUGAGCGAUUUCCUGCUCAACGCCAAGGGCCGAAGGGAGGCGCUGGAGAAGGCUGCAGAGCGUGUGCGCGGUGAGUUGGCGAACGCGACGCCGGCUGCGGGUGGCGCAUCAGCCAUCGGGGAUGCUGCGACGGAGUGGAACGCGGCGCUGAAGGAGUUGUUUGCGGGGCGCUCAGAGGCGGCUCGCCUGCGUGCGCAGCUGCGCGGCUUCGUCGGUGUCUCUUCCGCUGCGACGGAGCGGCUGACCGAGCAGCCUUUCGACGACCUUGCGCUGCUACAGUACCGACACGCGUGGGUGCAGUCGGAGGUUCUGCCGAUCAUGCGUGCCCGCUUGCGUCGCGCUGGUGCACGAGGCGGCGAGGGGGGCCCGACGGCGGCGGUGCUUCGCAACAAUGCCGCCAGCCACACACUACCGAACAGGGCUGUGCAUGCAAGCUCGGCCCCGUUGAGGCCGCAGGACGUCGCAAACCGCAUGGCGGUGAAGGUGGACCUGUACGAGGUUGCCUCCAUCUUCAACCACAUCCACUACUACCCGCUGCGUCGCUACAGCGCUCUCCGCCCCUACGGCGGCGACUCGGUUGCCGACACGGACGCGUGGUAUUCCGCCAUCGCCGCCGUCGUGCAGACUCGCUUCGGCGUCCCGAUCACCUCCAACACGGCACAGACCGCCGAGGCGGCAGCGCUGCCGCUCAUACAGCGCGACUCGCUCCUCUCCGUUCUCGCACUGCCGCGUCUGGGGCUGGAGCGCGCGGACGAGGUGGAGCACCUGUACACUCGAGAAGAUCGCCGGCUGAUGCCGCACGCGCUGAAGUCGAACGCUGCAGAAAACACGCACACCAUCUUUGUGAGCGUUGCGAGCUACCGUGACAUGGAGUGUGCGCCGACGCUGCUGAGCCUGUUCCGCACGGCGCGCAACCCGCACCGCUUGUACGCCGGUGUUGCUCAGCAGAACCGUCCCGGCGACUCGCCGUGUCUCGCGCCAGAGCUGUACACCCCUUACCUGUGCCCGUCCGACGGUGCGCGGGGCGCUGCGGCCGCCGAUGGCGGCUCCGACGCCGCGCGUGAAGUGCGGGCACGUGCGCGCACGCUGUAUGGCAAGGGCGUGGACAUGACGAAGAGCGCGAAAGGCCCCGAAGCUCGCUCCUUCGACGAGCGCGUCUGCUUCCUGGCGGAGCAGGUGCGCUUGCGCGUGAUCGACGCCAAGCAGGCGAAGGGGCCGACGUAUGGCCGCUACAUGGCGAUGCUGCUGUACCGUGGCGAGGACCUGGCGCUGGUCCUGGAUUCGCAUAACCGGUUCCGCCCCAUGUGGGACGCCCUCGGCGCAACGAUGCUGAGGCGCAUGGAGGACCCGAAGGCGGUGCUGUCGCACUACCCGGAGGCCUACGAUGGCGGCAAGGUUGCCUUCCAGCCGUACCGCACGACAACGGCAUAUCUCUGCAGGGCACAUUUUAUGAUGAACUUCGGCUACCUGCGGCUCAACGCCAUCGUGAUCAGGGCCGCGUCGGAGUUCGCAAAGAACAACGGCUACAACGACCCGUACGUGCGACCCCCGUCGUCGGCAAAGGACUCAGCCACGAACCACCGCCUGCCGCAGCCUUGGGUGGCGGGUGGCUUCUUGCUGUCGUCCGGCACCAUCUUCCGCGACGUCCCCUUCGAUCCGCACCUGCCGUACAUCUUCGACGGCGAGGAGGUACUGUACUCGGUGCGGCUGUGGACGCACGGCUACAACAUUUACUCCCCCAUGCGCGGCAUAUGUUUUCAUAUUUACACCCGCUCGUCGGCGCCGAAGGUGUGGUCGGAGUCGCCUCAGUGGUACGCCAAGCAGACACACGUGCGCCAACGAAUCCAAUUCUUCCUCCAGGCGCACCCGCUCGACAAGGAGGACGUGCUCGUCCCGGCGAACACCACAAACCCCCACGUCAUCAUCGACUCGAGCCGCUACGGCAUGGGCAAGCAGCGGACCGUCGCGCAGUGGUACGACUACGCCGGUGUAGACCCCAUCAAGUAUGAACUAGAUGGACGCUGGUGCGGCACGGACAAGCCCGAUUAG